GAAGGAGGAGGAGGUGAUUACUGCUGCAUCUUACCUCGAGGGUAAGGCAUCCAAAUGGCUAGAUGGUAUAAUAGCAAAGGUCGGGUUCGGACGACGCAUGGCAGAUUGGGCUAAAACCCGGACAUUAGAUGAGUUCAUAGAUAUGGUAGAAGCUCGCUGGCACAAUCCGCAACAGGCACAAAAUGCUACUGACGCGAUGCUUAGACUUGACCAGCGCAAGUACAAGUCAGUCAGAGAGCUUACGACUACCGUAGAGAAUCUCAUUGUCGUUCCGGUCUUGUUGACCAUGUUCGUGAGAUGUCUGCUCGAGAAUCUCAGAACCUUACUGGCCAGCGAGGCUCGCCUCGAGUAUCACACCUUUGAGACCUUCUCUAGAAAGGCCCUAGACUUAGAGGCUACUCUAGGAGGAGCUCAACCUACUCCAGUAGACGGGAGGAAGAACAAGAGUCCACAGGAGUGGAAGAAGAAGGGGGGUCGAUUGAUGAUGGUUGAGUCUGAUGGGACCCAAACCGAGAUCGAUGAGCUUUCUGACCUGAUGGACGGAUCCGAGUACGAGGGCGAGGAAUUUGUUGAGGGUAGCACCCUCGCCUCUCUUGUUAAGGUUAAGGCAGGUGGCCGAGGUAAGGGCCAUCAAAAGAGUCAAGCGCAGGCCGCCUCCAAUCAGUCCAAAGUUGCUGAUUGGGUCAAGGCAGGUCUUGAUCAGGAUGUGUGGCGGGACUGUAGAGUGCGUGGUGCUUGCAUUAACUGUGAUGCUUCUACUCAUGGUGAAGUGGGACAGAUACCCUCCCCACUUCAUGAGAUGGCCAUAGCUAAUGACUCUGUAGUCACCCUGCAGACUCGUCUAGACCAAACCAUGCUCUGUACGUUGGAUGUGUUUGAGGCCUUAGAAGAUUUAGAAAGUGAGUGGUCAAACAAGGACCCUCGGGAAUCUUGGGUGGCACUAAGUAGAGGUCCUAGAGGGGAACACUUCGCUGAGAAAGGGGAGGCCGUUAAAACACCCCCGGAGAUAGAGAACGUCGUUACUAAGUUCCCUGAUCUGUUUGCGGAGCCCACGGGAGUCGUAGAUAGGGAGAUUGUCCACGCCAUAGAAACAAUUCCAGGGAGUAAGACCCCAAGGGAAAGGAUCUAUAGGAUGGCUCCGGCCGAGUUGGACGAACUCCAACGACAACUGAAAGAGCUGACAGAAAGGGGUUGGAUACGGCCUAGUACUUCCCCCUUCGGAUCUCCAGUGUUGUUUGUACCGAAGAAGGGGGGAUCGUUGAGGAUGUGCAUUGAUGAUUACAGAGGCCUCAAUGCCAUCACAGUAAAGAAUGCAGAGCCUCUACCUCGCAUAGAUGACCCAUUGGAUGGGGUGCAAGGAUGUAAGCACUACCGCAAGAUAGAUCUAAAAUCCGGCUACCAUCAGAUUGCCAUAAGACCUGAGGAUCAACACAAAACCGCGUUUCAGACCAGGUAUGGUUUGUACGAGUUUGUGGUGAUGCCCUUUGGCCUUUGCAAUGCGCCGGGAACAUUCCAGCACGCCAUGAAUAGGAUCUUUCAUGACUACUUGGACAAGUUUGUUGUCGUGUACCUCGACGAUAUUCUUGUCUUCAGUAAGUCUGUCGAGGAGUAUGCACAUCAUUUAGAGACUAUUCUCUCACUCCUGCGGCAGCACAAGUAUAAGGUCAACUUAGAGAAAUGCGAAUUCGGGCGCACUAAGAUCUUGUACUUGGGUCAUGAAGUAUCCACGACAAGGAUUAGGCCGGAAGAUGCGAAGGUGGCUAGUAUAAGGGACUGGCCACGACCUCAGACAAUGAAUGCUGAAGACAAGGCCACAAAAGAUGAGUUUGUGAUGGUGGAUGGGUUAAUCUUUCUGGAAAAGGUUGGCAAUAAUAGAUUAGUAAUUCCCGCUAGGGAGAAUUUGCGCAGUUUGUUUUUAGGAGAAUGUCAUGAUGCAAUGGGACAUUUUGGCUACAAAAAGACAAGUGCUAAUCUGGUACAGCGAUUUUGGUGGCCCGGUAUGCUAGAGGAUGCAAAGAAGUAUGGGCAGACCUGCCAGGUCAGUCAGCGAGACAAGCCAAGAACUCGAGCACCGCUUGGGUUGCUGAAGCCCUUGGCCAUCCCCGCUAGACCAGGACAGAGUGUCUCCAUGGAUUUCAUGGACACCCUGGUCACCAGCAGGAGUGGCAAGAGGCAUAUCUUUGUUAUCAUAGACAGGUUUACCAAGUUCGCUACACUGAUUGCCAUGCCAAACACUGCGAGGACUGAGCACGUCAUCAAGCUGUUCAUGGACAACUGGGUGCGUGAUUUCGGAUUGCCAAAGUCAAUCGUUAGUGACAGAGAUGUCCGUUUUACAAGUGAGUUGUGGAAGAAGACUGCUGAGCAAUUAGGCAGUCAACUUCAGAUGUACAACAAGCCCAACCAGGAUGACUGGGAUGAGAAAUUGCCUCUCAUUGCCAGCUGGUACAACAACGUUGUACACAGCAGUACUGACGUCAGUCCUAACCAGUUGCACUUGGGAUGGAAGCCUAGAUCAGCGUUGGACUUCCUCCUGCCUGAAAACUGACCCUCCGCAACUCCGGGCACACUUGAGUAUGGUGUGCAGUAUGAGAAGUUGCUGCAGCAAGUUGUCGAGCACAUCAAGAAAUCUCAAGAAGCAAUGAUUGCUUCUGAGAACAAACAUCGUCGACAGUC
Chara braunii is the source of this 2673-nucleotide messenger RNA. The record is from the annotation of a GenBank genome assembly. Lineage: Eukaryota; Viridiplantae; Streptophyta; Charophyceae; Charales; Characeae.